Messenger RNA from Lates calcarifer (barramundi perch), 4291 nucleotides. It is a transcript of the gene ppp2r5ca, whose product is annotated as protein phosphatase 2, regulatory subunit B', gamma a. The coding region runs from base 104 to 1681 and encodes 525 amino acids. The transcript is spliced from 14 exons. Gene Ontology annotation, molecular function: protein phosphatase activator activity. Lineage: Eukaryota; Metazoa; Chordata; Actinopteri; Centropomidae. The record is from RefSeq and is a predicted model, not a curated record. Gene Ontology annotation, biological process: signal transduction; protein dephosphorylation. Gene Ontology annotation, cellular component: cytosol; protein phosphatase type 2A complex; nucleus.
GUUCCCUCCAGCAGCAGAGAGCUUCAUUUUCUGAUCUGCUUUUGUGCUAAAAUGGAGGCUGGCCUCUCGCCCUGAGUGGAUCGCCUUCCUGGUUGAGGUUUAGAUGUUGACAUGCAAUAAAUCUGGAGACAGGAUGGUUGUGGAUGCACCUAAUUCCAAUGGGCCUUUUCAGCCGGUGGCUCUUAUGCACUUCAGAGAUGUGGCCCCCGCGGAGCAGGAGAAGCUCUUCAUCCAGAAGCUACGACAGUGCUGCGUUCUUUUCGACUUCCUGUCUGACCCGCUGAGCGACCUGAAAUGGAAGGAAGUGAAGCGGGCGGCGCUGAGCGAAAUGGUGGAGUACAUCACCCACAACAGGAAUGUCAUCACAGAGCCCAUCUACCCGGAGGUGGUGCACAUGUUUGCAGUGAAUAUGUUCAGAACAUUGCCUCCGUCGUCCAACCCUACCGGCGCAGAGUUUGAUCCAGAAGAAGAUGAACCAACACUUGAAGCGGCGUGGCCACACCUCCAGCUCGUCUAUGAAUUUUUCCUUAGGUUUUUAGAAUCGCCCGACUUUCAGCCGAACAUAGCAAAGAAAUACAUUGACCAGAAAUUUGUUAUGCAGCUCCUAGAACUAUUUGACAGCGAGGAUCCCAGAGAGAGGGACUUCCUCAAAACUACACUCCACAGGAUCUAUGGAAAGUUCUUGGGGCUGAGAGCGUACAUCAGAAAACAGAUCAAUAACAUUUUCUAUAGGUUUAUCUAUGAGACAGAGCACCAUAAUGGUAUAGCUGAACUACUGGAAAUACUUGGAAGCAUAAUCAAUGGAUUUGCCUUACCACUAAAAGAAGAGCACAAAAUUUUCCUGUUGAAGGUUUUAUUGCCUCUGCACAAAGUCAAAUCACUCAGUGUCUACCAUCCACAGCUGGCUUACUGCGUGGUGCAAUUUUUGGAAAAGGACAGCACUCUAACUGAGCCAGUGGUAAUGGCUCUACUAAAGUACUGGCCAAAGACUCACAGUCCCAAGGAAGUGAUGUUCCUCAAUGAGCUGGAGGAGAUCCUGGACGUCAUCGAGCCCUCUGAGUUUGUGAAGGUGCAGGAGCCUCUGUUCAGACAGCUGGCCAAGUGUGUGUCCAGCCCGCACUUCCAGGUGGCCGAGAGAGCUCUGUACUACUGGAACAACGAAUACAUCAUGAGUCUGAUCAGCGACAAUGCAGCGAAGAUUCUGCCGAUCAUGUUCCCCGCUCUGUACCGCAACUCAAAGACCCACUGGAACAAGACCAUCCACGGCCUCAUCUACAACGCUCUGAAGCUUUUCAUGGAGAUGAAUCAGAAGCUCUUUGAUGAUUGCACACAGCAGUUCAGGGCUGAGAAAAACAAAGAGAAGGCAAAGUCAAAAGAACGCGAGGAGGCUUGGAUCAAGAUCGAGAACCUUGCCAAGUCAAAUCCACAGUUCUCUAUGUAUGUUGAUUCCUCUGACCUCAAUAGUCCUGUAGCAAUGGAGACGGAUGUCCCUUUGAUAGAAGAUGUUCAGAGGUUAAAAAAGACAGUUGAGGAGGGCGCGACUCAGUUGCAGCAUGACCAGCGGAAAGAGCGGCCCAUGGUGCGACGUAAAUCUGAGUUGCCUCAGGAUAUCUACACCACAAAAGCCUUGGAGUCCCACCGCAGAGCUGAAGACAUGUUGACCACCCACGAUGGGCUCUAGGUCCCCGCCACCUGCCGGCUCUUGGUCCAACUGCCCCCUUUUACCCUCGACAGCCAUGGACAUCCUUCCUCUCGGGCCCUGGGGGAGCGCCAGAAUUACACCGGCGACCCAUGCUGGUCUCUCAUCCCUCUUCCCGCCAUCAGUUUACCCAGAAUCCUUAGUUCUCUUUCAUUCCUGCUGCUCAAGUGCAGAAGCCCUGUAUCUCCCACCUCCCUCAGAUUUCUGCUUUCUCAGGUUUUUUUCUUUAUUUGAAGAGGAGCGGGAGUGUGUCUGUGUGUCUUUAAGCCCUCGCCACAUUCAGUCUGUUCUCCCAUUACUUUCCCUUCGAUUCCUCUCACCUUCCUUUUUCCACCCACCCCCACCCCCACCUGUGCACUCACUGUAAAUGUGGAACCUGAGAGAGUUCGGACACCACAACGCUGGUUCCUUCAUUCCUUCGAUCGGACAUGGUUACAUAGGAACUGACUGACUCACUGUCUAAGGAUCGUCUCUUGGUCUCUGCUUGGUUUUCUUUUCUGUCAAAGGGAACAAAAACAGAACCUGUUGGUUAAAAGAAAGACAAGACUUUCCUGUCAUCUGUUGUUUGUUUUCUUUAUUUUAUUCUAUUUUUUUGCUCAAUCUAACGGACAUCUUAUCAGUGCCAAGACUGUUGUGUUCUUUACGUUUGUUUUGUUUCAUAUUUUUAUCUGUGACUUUAACAGGGACUCUUGCCUUUGUUUCCGGUCACUGGUGUUUGAAAGAAUUUUUUUUUUUUAGUUUAGCACAUUUAAGACCAAACUGAGGCCUGUCCUUAGCCUUGCAAUGUCCAGGAAAGAUGGCGAGGAAAGGGGAAGUUGUCCUGUGGACAUCUGACACUUUCCAUUUUAUUGUUUUGUGCCAUAUACCGCUCUUUUAUAUGCUUGCUUCCUUUCAUUCAUUGGCAAUAUCUGAAAACCAGACCAUAGUGAUGCCUAGACGGUUCAAACAAUGGUACUUACUGUGUUUUGAGUUUAGUAAAUGAGGAUGAACCUGAAUGAAAACUGGGUGUAUAUGCCACCUACGUUGCAGUAGCAAGAUACUGGGCUUUGCACAUAAUGGCUUCAUGCUAAAUAGGAGGAUUGAGAGCAUGGCUGUGUGAUGUUCAAGGUUAGUGUUGGGUGAUAUAUAUGCUGAAAAAUGAAUAGGGGUGAUUAUCUGUGUAAAGGAAAUAUAAUCAGAUGAUUUUUUUCUGUUGGAUGGGAGAGGAGGCACAGUUCUGUACUGUCACACACGUUUGUGUGUUUUAACAUCUAAAAACUCAGCUCACUGAUGGUUUUUAGCAGCCGUUGCUACGUUAGGACCUGUGCUCAUUAUGUUUCUUCUUAAAGAGCAUGAAGGUAUAUUGGUAUUGUUUGCUAUAAAGACUUGUUAUUAAUUAAAAAUAGAAUUAAUUUAUAUCAAAUAUAAGAGCUGGUAACCUUAGUAGCUAAUGACAUACUUAUAUCUAAUGUUUAACACAGAAAUGACUUGAUGAGAGCUACCAAAAAAUGACUUCCUUCAAUUUAAAUUUAAAUUAAAGGUGUAGCAUGUUUGUGUUGCUACCAUUCCUAAAUUCAGUUGUCUGGUUUGCAGGUUGUGUAUAUCGUAUACUUCUCAGUGAAGAAGCUGUUUAAGGUUGGAAAAUAUCUUCCAGUCAGUACCAUUGUUUAAACUGAGGAGGUCUGCUUGAUUUCUUCAUAUUUGACGUGUUGUAUUUCUUUGUCUUGUCUCUGGAGGUUAGUAGCGUGGACGUCAGUUUUUGGAUUUUCUUUUCUUUCUCACUUUCUUUCUGUUUUUUCUGGCCAUUCAGAAUGCCCAGUGCUGAAACAGACUGGUAUCAAAUGGCCACAAAAAUGCCAGAUGCUGAAAAUAAACUGACAUUGUGACUUGGCUUGUUAACUGUAUUAAUACUGUAUUUGCUUGAAUGCAAAAAGAUGUAAAUUAAAACUACCAUGUUAAACAUGUACCUUUUACCCUGGAGGAAUGCCAUUCACCAAGCUGAUUUCUGUUGUUGAGGUCAUUGCGUUUAUGAAACAGUCCUGCUUGCUGGGAGAGAUGUUUUAUGGAUUUUUAUGAGUUUGAGUCAGAGAUGUUAGAGGUUUAUUUUAGUGCUGAAAACAACAAGUCAUCCAUGAUAACAAGAGAUGAUUUAAAAAUGAUUUGGUGGCUUGUUCUCUUUCUGCAGGAUCUUUGCAGAUCUUUUAAUUUUAACAUAUUAUUUCCAAAACAUGAUAACUUAAAGUGUCCUUUUGUAUGUGACCUGUACUAUAUGAUUCAUUUAAUAUUGUAUAUAUGAUUUACCUUGUUUCAUGUAGUGUUAUAUAUCUAGAUUAAUUUUGUACAAAUUGUCCCUCUGUACAGAAUAAAACAUCAAUAGCAAGUGAAAGAAGUCAAUCUGGCACAUACCGUUUUAUUUCUCCUGUUCUGGCUGUACUUUCAGUGACACAAGAAUUUAGAAAAUGUUCUUAUUUUUCUUAUCAAAGUCUGCAAAGUUUCCUCCCUCCUCUAAAUAACUGACAAAUGUCCAAGCCCGUUGUGUGCUCCUAUCACUGUCUUUAGUGGUGUACAACUAUAUAGAAUGAAUAAAGAGAUUAUUUGAAUAUAUAUUUUCAA